Messenger RNA from Hymenoscyphus albidus, 2411 nucleotides. Lineage: Eukaryota; Fungi; Ascomycota; Leotiomycetes; Helotiales; Helotiaceae. The record is from the annotation of a GenBank genome assembly.
AUGUUCUACUUUAUCUUUACCCAUGGAGUUGGGCCUCAAGACAGAGCAACCCCAAGAGGUAAGAACAGGUUCCUCAAGAAGUUCCGUAAUUAUUCCUACAGUAUUGUCAUCAAAAUAUCUCACUAAUCCUUUCUAGGUGGGGAGCAAAAGGAGAACGCAUAUCCUGGGAAUCCAUGGUACACCAGCUUCCACACAAGACCAGGUAUCAGCGGAGUUUAUCUCAAUAGAACUCACAAUACCUCCUUUAGCCAGUUCGUUCAUAGACGUGAGAACGGAGACUGGAAUUACGAUACGUGGAAAUUCAACACUUCUGCGUUUCCCUCACAUAAUACCUUCUUCGAAUUCCUGUCUGAGCAAAUCAAGAACAAUGUUCGGGGUCAAAAAGAAAACGAGGUCAAGAAGGUUUUGUACGAUACAAAGUUAAGAUUGAAGAAGCUGCACCCGACCGACUGUGAGGGUUACAACAUCCAAGACGAAGCCAAGAGAAUAAAGGCGUUGGAAAAAGGGAUCGCGGACCGGAACUUCCAAAAUGAACCGUCUUCCCAAAUGCGGUACCAGGAAUUCAGAAAGCUCGUUCAGGAGAAUGGUAUGUUCUCUCCCCAACCAGGAUGCGUAUGAAAGCUAACUCUGCUGACUAGGCGAUCAAGCUUGUCUUGAAGUUGAGCGUGGCUCCAUAUAUGCUCCCAUCCACAUCAAAGGGGCCUCAGAAAUGAUCCGUUAUAUGUUAAACAGUAUUCCGAAAGAGAAAUACUUGAAUUUUAGACUGGAAGACAAAAAAGCGAGUUUGCCUGAAACCCCUCUAGUAUGCUCAGAAAUUACCCACGAGCACAGUUGUCACCUCCUUGAUAGAGAUGGCAAAACCUUUCAUCUUCUCGCGCAGAACGCUGGAAAUUGGUUAAACUAUGGAAUCACAUUUGCUGAUGCAAAAGAGAACGACAAGCGAUCUCAGGCGUUUCUGAAGGAGUAUAUCAAGCUUGAACGCCUUUGGCCUGGCCCAGAAGAAGAGAGCAGGCAAAGUGUCAAAGACAAGCGCUUUCCAGCGGGCAGUUAUGUCGCGAAGGAACGAGAACGCUACAAGGGUACCACAUUUGGUCAUUGCAGUCGUCAUACAGGCCUCGUAAGUACUUCUCUUCUGCAUCUUCUGCUUACUUUUCCCAGUCAUAGAUAAAUAGUCGUGUCAUUAGCACCCAAUGCUCUCCGCUAUCAAUCUCCCAAGAAGUACCUAAACUGACUUUAUUGUAGUGGACUGAAAAGGGACAGGCGUUUGUGCCUAAUUCGCCUAGGGGCGAACCUUGGAAUCUCCAAGUGACGAAAACUACAGCCGGAAGAACGGGUGACGGAGAAGCUGUAAAUAAGCCGAGAAUGGAGGCUGUCCGCAGAUGGCGAAGGACGACAAUUUAUCACCAAGCCAUCAUUGGGUUUCUGUACAACGUCAUUGACCCAACAAAAUUUCAAGAAGACCAGGUCUUCGUACAAGGUCUUGCAGAGAGAAAGCUUCUAGCAGUGUAUCAUCCGAUGCAGUGCCAUAUUCUACAGGUGGUCCAAUGUAACCGUGCAUGUGGAUGGCACAGAGAUAACGGAGAUGUCAAAAACACGAUGGUCGGCACGACUACGUUUGGAACUUUUGGUGGAGGCCAUUACGUCUUGACAGAUUGUGGCCUGGAUAUCAGAGUCCCCGUCUUUCCGGGGGAUUACUCCAUAAUAAGAGCAACCAAGACUGGGCAUGCGGUCACUCCCAUUCUUUAUGGACAGCGAGUAAGCUUCAUUGACACAUCAAAGUCUUCCAUGACAACAGCCAUUCACAAUUUCAGAUACAUGGACGAUGAAGACGAGAAAAAAGCUGUUGUGCUGGGUCUACUUUCUCUUUUGCUCCACUGCCUUAUUUGAUCCACUUAUAGUUCUGCUGCCUAAAUGCUUCAUGUCUGCCUAAACCUUACACUCUUUAUAUAAACACCUUAGAUAGCUACCUUUUACAAUGCAAUCAAUUCUCCAUGACCUUCAGUACCCAAUACCCUUUCAACCCAAUAAAAGCAUAUAUAGAAAAGAUGAAACGUGCUGAGGAAGAGGAGAACCGGGAAUAUGCCGAGGAGAUUCGACGUGAACAACAGUUGGCAUCUCCCCUCCUGGAAAAGGAAGGAAAGACUCUAUCUAUGCUUCAGAAUGGAAAUGAAAAAGAUAGAGGGAACUUCUAUAAGCUCACGAUGCUUGAGCAUAGAAAAACAAAGGGCACUGCCAACAAAUUCAUAAAAGCAAAAGCACUGAAAGAGAAGGCAAUCAAGGAAGCCGAGGAAGCCCAGAAUCAGGAAAAACUGAAUGAAAUCAAGGCAACGCCCAUCGGUUUCUACUAUAACUAUCAGUCCAAGGAGCAAAAGAGAGUGGAUAAAGGCAAGUUCCCCUUCAUGGCCCGCUGA